Messenger RNA from Trichomonas vaginalis G3, 1059 nucleotides. Its product is annotated as EamA-like transporter family. The record is from RefSeq and is a predicted model, not a curated record. NCBI's taxonomy places the organism in Eukaryota, Parabasalia, Trichomonadida, Trichomonadidae. The coding region runs from base 1 to 1059 and encodes 352 amino acids. The transcript has a single exon. Gene Ontology annotation, cellular component: membrane.
AUGAAGUGCACAGUAUUAUCAAGUAUAGUUUUUGUUGUAGCCGCUAUUCUUUAUGGAGCUAGCUACGCUUUUGUUGCGAAAGGAUUGAAGUACUUCUCCGCAGGAUUAUUCCAGACUUUUAGAAUGCUUUUCGGUUUUAUUUUCACUGUCGGAUUACUUAUUGUUAGAUAUAUUAUUAAUAAAGAUGGCGUUUACAGACAAAUCGUCAAGGCACAUUUUACAAGCGGAGUAAUGCCAAUUGUUUGGAUGCUGAUUGACGGGCUUCUAAACUUAGGUACUCCUCACUGUUUAAUUGCUGUUGCACAAAAGUGGGUAUCUUCAGCCGAUGUCCAACUUAUGCUUCCAAUAUCUACUGGCGCAGGAGCAAUUUUAGCUCAUUUUGUACUUUCCGAUGAACCCUUUACAUGGUGGAAACUUUGGUCAAUUCUUGCAUCAAUUGCCGGUGUUGCAUUAUGUGGCGUACCAUCAUUUAGACAUGCAGAAUCAACUGGUGCAUCCAUUAAGCAAAUGUGUCUUGGGUAUUUUUUAGUUUUCAUAUCCGUUAUUAUGUUUGGUAUUGCCCCAGUAUUUUACAAAUGGAAGUGCCCUAAUUCAGAUGUCACUACAGGUGUCGCGAUCCAACUAUUUGCGUCAGUACUUUGGAAUGCUAUUUGGAUGCUUUGCUUUGAUGGCCCAAAGAAUAUAACCCAAAUGGUAAAUGAUGCCCCUCCAAUUGCAUGGCUGUGGCCAGUUAUGGUUGGCGUUUUGGUAUCAGGUGUUGCCGUUCAAUGUCUUCUUUACUUAGUUACUGCUUUGGGCUCAUUUGGAACUAACUUAGUUCCAUUUGGUCAAUUAAUCACUGGUGUCAUUGUUGGCGUUGCAUUCCUUCAUGAAUGGGAUGCUUAUAAGAAAUGGGAAAUUGGAAUUUGCUGUGUUGGAAUUUUAUUCAUUAUUUUGUCACUCGCUUUUGGAUUUGUUCAACCUAAAGCCAAAAACAAUGAAGAAGAAGAGGAAAAGGGAGAAACUGAGCACAGGAAUGAAGAAGAAGAUGAAAAUGAUGAGCAACUUGCCGAACUUUAA